Messenger RNA from Stegastes partitus (bicolor damselfish), 1929 nucleotides. It is a transcript of the gene septin8, whose product is annotated as septin-8-A. The transcript is spliced from 10 exons. Gene Ontology annotation, molecular function: GTP binding. The record is from RefSeq and is a predicted model, not a curated record. The coding region runs from base 1 to 1332 and encodes 443 amino acids. NCBI's taxonomy places the organism in Eukaryota, Metazoa, Chordata, Actinopteri, Pomacentridae.
AUGGCGGCCAGCGAGGUGGAUGUUUUCGCAAAUGAAGAAAAGCGAAACCUGGAGCUCGGUGGCCAUGUGGGGUUCGACAGUCUUCCAGAUCAGCUGGUCAGCAAAUCGGUUGCUCAGGGAUUCUGCUUCAACAUCCUCUGUGUCGGUGAGACGGGGAUAGGCAAGUCAACGCUGAUGAACACUCUUUUCAACACAACGUUUGAAAAUGAGGAAGCCAGCCACUACGAGCAUGAGGUCCAGCUACGUCCUCAAACGUACGAUCUGCAGGAGAGCAACGUCAACCUCAAGCUGACCAUUGUGCACACCGUAGGGUUUGGAGACCAGAUCAACAAAGAAGAAAGCUAUAAACCCAUUCUGGAUUAUAUCGAUGCCCAAUUUGAGAAUUAUCUUGAAGAGGAGCUAAAAAUAAAGCGCUCACUGUUCAACUACCACGACACACGAAUCCACAUCUGCCUGUAUUUCAUCGCUCCCACCGGGCAUUCGCUGAAGUCCCUCGAUCUCGUCACGAUGAAGAAACUGGACAGCAAGGUGAACAUCAUCCCAGUUAUUGCCAAGGCGGACACCGUAUCCAGGAGUGAGCUGGACAAGUUAAAGAUCAAGGUGAUGAGUGAGCUGGUCAGCAACGGAGUGCAGAUAUAUCAGUUUCCUACAGAGGAUGAAGCUGUUGCGGAGAUCAACUCCUCCAUGAACACUCAUCUUCCCUUUGCUGUGGUUGGAAGCAUAGAAGACGUUAAAGUUGGAAAUAAGAUGGUGAAAGCAAGGCUGUACCCCUGGGGAUCCGUGCAGGUGGAGAAUGAAAACCAUUGUGAUUUUGUGAAGCUGAGGGAAAUGCUGCUGCGUGUGAACAUGGAGGAUCUCCGCGAGCAAACACACGCUCGACACUAUGAGCUGUACCGUCGCUGCAAGCUGGAAGAGAUGGGCUUCAAGGACACAGGCCCUGACAGCCAGUCGUUCAGCCUUCAGGAGACAUACGAAGCCAAGAGGAAGGAGUUUCUUGUGGAGCUGCAGCGAAAAGAGGAAGAAAUGAGACAGAUGUUUGUCAACAAAGUCAAGGAGACAGAAGCAGAGCUGAAAGAGAAGGAAAAAGAGCUUCACGAGAGGUUUGAGCAGCUCAAGCGGAUGCACCAGGAAGAAAAGAAGAACCUGGAGGAGAAAAGACGAGAACUGGAGGAGGAGAUGAACGCCUUCAACAGAAGAAAGGUUGCAGCUGAGACACUGAUGGGACAGGCGCUUCAAGGCUGCUCACAGCCCUUCAAGAAGGACAAGGACAAGAAGAACUUCUUUAGUCUUCCAUCUGCGUGCUCCUUAACCUCAGGAAGGAAUUUGAAUUAGAAGACUUUCUACCACAUCAAAAGAUCACAGACUAACAAGUUUAUUAUUUUUUACAAUGUUAAAUACAAAUUUUAUAGAAAUGAAACAUCCUUGGAAGUGGGUCAGCCUGAAGUCUUCCAUGUCUACUAAACUUUGUCCUUUAUUAAGCUUCUAAACAGCGCUCUGUAGCAUGGUCUCUGCAUGGCUCCCAAACCUCAUUCCUACAAGUAUUAAAAGCUCUCCAUUGCCAAAAUAUCCGUUUUUGUACUAAUUGUGCUAUUUUCUUUCAUCUGUCAUAUUCUGCUUGUUAUUUCUGACUGAUGACAAUUUUCACUGUGAAAAAUAUAACUGACAUGAUGUUGCUGUUUAAGGUUGUAUUGAUUGUGAAUCAUAUUAUGAUUUAGAAGCACUUUAACUUUAUCAUAGUACAAAUAUUAUAUUUAAUCAUAUCUAUAAUCAUAAAGGGUACCCUGUCAUACUAACAUGCCAGCCCUUAUGUUGUGUCAAAAAUAUAUAGAUAGAAGUAUUUCAUAGAUCAACUGCAAAAACUAUAUAUUCUGUUGUUACACGAAAAACUCUGGAUGUGUACGAAUUCAGGAUUAAAUCGCUUAAUGUCAU